Molecule: messenger RNA, 1027 nt
Organism: Pseudogymnoascus verrucosus
Lineage: Eukaryota; Fungi; Ascomycota; Leotiomycetes; Thelebolales; Thelebolaceae
Gene: OST2
Product: oligosaccharyltransferase complex subunit epsilon
Exons: 4
Coding region: 166-627 (153 amino acids)
Biological process (GO): protein N-linked glycosylation
Cellular component (GO): oligosaccharyltransferase complex; membrane
Source: RefSeq, a predicted model, not a curated record
ACCAUCCCUGGUAGAUAAACGCGGCUGUCGCUUCGAAGGUCCCGAUGGCGCGGCUACGAUUGAGCUUCGUGUCCCCAAGGUACUCUACAGCCUCCCAGACCACAAUUCCAAUCCACGUCCAUUGAACCAUCCCAACGUCCACAACUUCGCCCUUCUGCUCUGACGAUGGCCGCAAAACGCAACGCCCGUGACGUUACUCCCUCCCCUCCCAUCAACAAAUCCGGCACAUCCACACCAACCACGCCAGCGCCCGCCGUCAAAAGUGCCACGUCGAAAUCGAAAGAUGCGAACCUAAGUGCACAGGAGGUUGCUGUGGCAAUGUGGGAUAACUACGUGAAGGCGACACCCCAGCGUACGAAGCUGAUUGAUGUCUUCAUGGCAUUCUUGGUGGUGGUAGGCGUUCUACAAUUUGUGUAUUGCGUUAUCGUUGGGAACUAUCCAUUCAAUGCGUUUCUCUCGGGAUUUUCAGCUACUGUCGGACAGUUCGUUUUAACUGCUUCGUUAAGGAUACAGACAAAUGCAGAGAACAAGGCAGAGUUUGAGUCUAUUUCACCAGAGAGAGCAUUCGCCGACUACGUUUUUGGUAGCCUUAUCCUGCAUUUCUUCUGUGUCAACUUCAUCAACUAGCAUAACGAUACCACAUAGCACACGUGUACGACACAUGUAUGAUUAGCAAAAAUUCAAAAGGGCGUUCAGAGAUUGUUACAAUGAAACUAUCACACGUUACUAUUGUCUGUUCUGGUGGUAUUAUGCUCCAAUCCAAUUUAUCCCCCUUCAAUGCUGCCUACCCGUCAUAACGUACGAUAUCCCCGGGAUUUGCAAUCUCAUAUAUAUACUCCGUCUUAACCCAAAACCGGUAAAUCGAGAUGCUAUCGAAUGCGGGCCGUUGUGGUUGGAUAUAUUAUGGUUCUAAUAGGGGUCUUUGCCUGGAUGGUGGAGGAGUGGAAUGCAUGUUUGAUAGGUAAUGUAGCUGCUGUUAGGGAUAAUAAUUUUGUGACAUUUUAUUUGUAUAUUUUUUAUUUUGGCG